Molecule: messenger RNA, 1326 nt
Organism: Rhizoctonia solani
Lineage: Eukaryota; Fungi; Basidiomycota; Agaricomycetes; Cantharellales; Ceratobasidiaceae
Product: nuclear distribution protein PAC1
Exons: 10
Coding region: 1-1326 (441 amino acids)
Molecular function (GO): protein binding
Source: RefSeq, a predicted model, not a curated record
AUGUCUCAGUUGACGGAAAGGCAAAAAGAUGAGCUUCACAAAUCCAUCCUCGACUACCUACACUCGGCUGGACUGACCCACUCGUACGAGGCCUUACUCGAAGAGACUGGAUGCGCCUUUACACCGGAUCCCAAAGCGCGACAUGCAGGACUGCUAGAGAAGAAGUGGACGAGUGUUAUUCGUUUGCAGAAGAAGAUAAUGGAUUUGGAGAAUAGAAACGCAGCUUUGACGGAGGAGAUAUCAGCAGCACCCCGUCGGGGAGGAGCAUCGCAGGCAGACUGGGUCCCACGGGCCCCGGCGGCGUACACACUUACAGGUCAUCGCGCCCAGGUCCUGAUUACGCUAACCUUUCAUUCUUAUAUGACCAUAAUCGAACCCAAUUCACCCACUGAUCGACACGUCACCAGAGUUGCUUUCCAUCCAUUGUAUUCGUUACUGGCCUCGGCUUCCGAAGAUGCAACCAUCAAACUCUGGGAUUGGGAGACAGGCGACCUGGAGCGAACGUUAAAAGGACACGUUCGAUCUGUACAUGAUCUUGAAUUUGAUUCUAAAGGCCGAUGGUUGGUGUCAUGUGGGUCAGACAUGUCUAUUAGGUUGUGGGACGGAGAGAAAGAAUGGGUCCAGGCUCGUACAUUCGUCGAUCAUGAUCAUAGCGUCCACGCGGUACGCUUCCUGCCCGGGGAUACCACAUUUGUGAGCGCCAGUAGAGACCGAACAGUCAAGAUGUGGAGCGUGGAAAGCGGUCACUGCAUCAAAACCAUCCAAGCCCAUGAUGAUUGGAUACGAAGCGUUACUCCUUCCGAAGAUGGCAAAUUACUUGCCACUUGUUCAAACGACCAUACGGCGCGCGUAUGGGAUACCUCUACCGCGGAGAACAAGAUGGAAAUGCGUGGACAUGAGAACGUGGUCGAAGCUGUAGUAUUUGCGCCCGUCGUGGCAUAUGCUGCUAUUCAAGAACUUGCAUCCAUCGAGGGAGGUGAUAAGAACAAGCUCCCAGGGCAGUACGUGGCCACCUGUUCUCGAGAUCGUACAAUCAAGAUUUGGAGCUGCGCAACCGGCCAAUGUCUGAAAACUCUCGCAGGACACGAUAACUGGGUCCGAGCACUUGUUUUCCACCCCAACGGGCAGCUUCUUCUCUCUGCGUGCGACGACAAGACUAUCCGGAUAUGGGAUCUCAAGACCGGACGGUGCACCAAGACGAUUGAAGCACAUGAUCAUUUCGUUACGUCUCUUGCAUGGGGCCGAGCGGAUGCCGGAGAGGGACGCAGGGUGAACGUGUGUGCGAGCGGCAGCGUCGAUCAGAGGGUUAAGAUUUGGUUACCUUAG